This is a messenger RNA of Pisolithus orientalis, 3904 nucleotides long. Its product is annotated as phosphatidylserine decarboxylase-domain-containing protein. Gene Ontology annotation, biological process: phospholipid biosynthetic process. The record is from RefSeq and is a predicted model, not a curated record. The transcript is spliced from 12 exons. The coding region runs from base 171 to 3791 and encodes 1206 amino acids. NCBI's taxonomy places the organism in Eukaryota, Fungi, Basidiomycota, Agaricomycetes, Boletales, Pisolithaceae. Gene Ontology annotation, molecular function: phosphatidylserine decarboxylase activity.
ACACUGCUUCCAAUCCACUGAGCUAUCCAAACGCUUGCUGUGGAGUCACAGCAGUGCUAAUCGGCUUCGUUAAACUACUUAUCCUCAUCUUCACCGCUCCAAGCUUGUCCUAGAUACAUCUUACAUCCACGAUAUACACGACAAACUCAGUUCAGAACGACCAAGACCCCAUGCCCCACGUCCCCAAGAAGGCCCAAAAACUCGGCCGAGCGCUCAAAACAGCCGCCAAGUUCCCAGUUCGCGUGUCGGGUGGACGUGGGUCUGGAAGAGCCCAUCUCUCACCGUCUCCUGGAGAAUGCCCCGUUGCGGUGCUCAGAGUGCGGGUGAUGGCGUGCAGAGACCUGGCAAUGAGAGGCAGGGGUGUCAUGUGUGAUCCAUUUGUCGUCGUAUCUCUCCUCAACACCCGACAUCACACACCCGUCCUCAAGCGAACCUCCAACCCGGACUUUUCCAUCAAGGACGCGACGUUCGAUUUCCCUUUGUACCUCUCCCUCGCAGAUCGGCUCGGUGCACUCGAGAUCGUAGUGUGGGACAAGGAUGGGAUGAUCAAGAAGGAAUAUUUGGGUGAAGUGCCACUGCCACUGGAGGAUUGGUUCCCGGAGGAACAGGGAGGAUUUGGGUUCUAUGACGAAGGCAACAAGCCUCUUUCUCUCAAACUCGUAUCCACACGUGCGGCAACAUACCCCUUCGGUUCCGUUAAGGUCAAACUCGGAUUCAUUGCGCCUCCACUGUCGCCUGCCAACGGUGGCGGUGGCGGUAAUGGCGGUGGAACGCAAACAAUGGGCUUCGAACAGGUAUAUGCGGAGUUUAGCAGGCGCUCGAGACCGUCGCUUGUGUCUGCGCCUCCGACGGAGGGCAUAGGCACGCUGCGGUCCCACUUAACUGGACCAGCCUUCGAAGACGACGGCGGCAUAAGUUCCGAUGACGAAGAUGACGGAAGCUCAGACGACGAAGACUUCGACGAGCCGUCCUUUCCACGUUUAACCCGUCUCCUUAUUCCUUCGUUUCCCUCGUCUUCGGCCAGAGACAGAGUCGAACAUGGGGGGCAGAGCGGGCGAUCACCGAACACGGCAAGACCCUCACCGAACUUGGAUACUGCAACUGCGACUCCGACACCUAUCACUCCUACGGGUAAGACCAAGUUGCCGAGAUUAUUUCCGAGAAGACCUCCGUUGUCUACACGACCUUCGUAUGAGGUUGCGCCUACCCCGUCUGCUUCAUCAGGUGGCAGCAGCAGCAGUAGCAGUGCGAGUGGUAGUGCCAGUGCUGGCACUAUUGGUACAUCUGGUACUAUUGACGUCGCUGCUGCUGCUGCUGCGGUUGGUGAUGUCCCCGCCAUCACUGUUGCCCCUGCACCCUUGUCCUCCGCAGCUCCAUCCCCUCCUACAGUAGUUUUGUCCCCAGGAAGCGGACACCGUCGGUCCAUGAGCGCUGGCGCAAUCCCGACGCUGACAAAUCACAAGAUGAAGUUCAGCCGUAAAUCAAGCGCAGCCCAGAAUAAUUACGAAUAUAAUUUUUCGACGGCGAAUGAUAUCGUUGGGAUCGUGAUGUUGGAGAUACAGGGUGCGACGGAUUUGCCGAAAUUGAAGAAUAUGACAAGGACGGGUUGGGACAUGGACCCUUUUGUAGUGAUCUCCUUUGGGAAGAAAGUCUUCCGCACUCGCGUCAUCCGGCACUCUCUCAACCCCGUAUGGGACGAGAAACUGCUCUUCCACGUCCGUCGAUACGAGACCUCGUUCAAAGUCAUGCUCACAGUCCUAGACUGGGACAAACUCUCUUCAAACGACUACGUCGGCGACGCCAAGUUUGACGUUUCUGAACUUGUCAAGGAUGCGCCUCAGCCGCGGGCCGGACUUGGGUUGUAUGACUUGGACGAGGACGGAAGUCAUCCGAUGAAGGAGUUUAGCUUACCGCUUGGAACGUCGAAGGAAGUGGGCUGGGAGGCGAAACAUACGCCAAUGUUACAUUUCAGGGCCAAAUUCCAGCCAUAUGCGUUACUUCGACAACGGUUCUGGGCACAGUAUCUCAAACAAUACGACGCAGACGAUACGGACACGCUUUCACAUAUCGAACUGACUUCGAUGUUGGAUUCCCUCGGCUCGACACUAUCCCCGCAAACUAUCGAUUCGUUCUUCAUAAGACACGAUAAACGCCCCAUAGAGGACGAGUUAACGUUCCCAGAGGCCAUUCAUUCUCUUGAGGCAGAGUUGUGCAGACCCAAGAGCGAGAAGAAACGAUUGAACACGGAGGAUAGCUUCCCGGAUAGUUCGCCGGAGACGCCUGGGGGAGGUGUGGUCGCAGUAGGUGACGAGCCAGGUGGUCUAUGUGGGAGUGGAAGACCGUUUUUGUUGGAUGAGUUGGAUUUCUCGGGGCUGUCAUUGGGCACAGCGUUGAUGCAUGGGAAUGAGUCGACGAUGUCGACGUACGUGGAGACGUAUUCGACGGAGCCGAGUGAACGUCCGCUCGUACAAGUGGCGGAACCGCUAUCGACGACGUUUAGCUCAUUUACAUCGCCUUCGGGAUGGGGAGGAGGAGGAAGACAAGACUCGUAUCCUUCUUCCGAGCCGGAAGACAUGGGUUCUGCGACGUCGACGGUCGGAGAAGAUCGCUUCGAACGAGUGAUCAACGUGAAGAAUUGUCCGUUGUGUCAUCGACCUAGGAUGAAUUCGAAAGGGGAGGUAGAUAUCGUGACGCAUCUUGCGAUUUGUGCUAGUAAAGAUUGGGCGAGAGUCGAUAGAAUUGUCGUGGGCAAUUUCGUGACUGCAAGUCAGGCGCAGAGAAAGUGGUACACGAAAAUUAUCACUAAGGUGUCGAGUGGUAAUUAUAAACUUGGAGCGAAUUCUGCGAAUAUCAUUGUGCAGAAUCGCAUGACUGGACAGUUGGAAGAGGAAAAGAUGCAAGUUUACGUUCGACUCGGGAUUCGAUUGUUGUACAAAGGAGCUCGGGGGAGAAUGGAAGGUGCUAGGGCGCGUCGACUGCUCAAGUCGUUGACGAUCAAGCAGGGUAUGAAAUACGACUCACCCGAGUCCGUCCGGGACAUACAACCCUUCAUCGAUUUCCAUAAACUUGACGUGCGCGAGAUCCUCGAACCAGUCGAGUCCUUUAAAACUUUCAAUGAGUUCUUUUAUCGGAAACUUAAACCGACAGCCCGACCACUCGACAACCCCGACGACCCCUGCCGACUGGUCAGCGCAGCUGACUGUCGUCUCAUGGUGUUCGAGAAUGUAUCAGAUGCAACGCGUCUAUGGAUCAAGGGGAGGGAGUUUACGAUCGCAAGAUUACUCGGUGACGGUCACAGGGAUGAGGCGGAGCGGUAUACCCAUGGCUCGUUGGCGAUCUUCCGUCUUGCACCACAGGAUUACCAUCGGUUCCAUAUACCAGUCGAUGGAACAAUUGGGAAAAUGACGGAUAUUUCUGGAGAGUAUUAUACUGUCAAUCCUCAAGCUAUCCGCAGUGCGCUGGACGUGUACGGCGAGAAUGCAAGGAAGAUUAUACCCAUAGAUAGUCCCCAGUUCGGACGCGUUAUGGCAGUGUGCGUGGGUGCGAUGAUGGUGGGGAGCAUUCGAACAGUGGUGCACGAGGGACAGGGGGUGUCGAGAGGAGACGAAUUGGGGUAUUUUGCGUUUGGCGGUUCGACGAUCGUCAUGCUGUUCGAGAAGGGGAUGGUGGAGUGGGACGAGGAUCUACUAAUUAAUGGGCGUGCCUCGCUGGAGACACUUGUCCGUGUGGGGAUGGGCAUUGGACGAUGCCGAAACCGAUUUGCGAACGGGAGCUAUUUCAGAUCGUCAUGAGGGGGAUCCAGGGUAGAGCAGGGCGACGAUGUAGGAGGUGAUUAUUGGAUAUAAAUUGAAGGCAAGGAUGGAUUCACUUUGGCAAUUAACAAUACCACAUUGCAUAAUUCGUC